Torulaspora globosa is the source of this 807-nucleotide messenger RNA. RefSeq names its product Pcl1p (gene PCL1). The record is from RefSeq and is a predicted model, not a curated record. The transcript has a single exon. NCBI's taxonomy places the organism in Eukaryota, Fungi, Ascomycota, Saccharomycetes, Saccharomycetales, Saccharomycetaceae. Gene Ontology annotation, molecular function: cyclin-dependent protein serine/threonine kinase regulator activity; protein kinase binding. Gene Ontology annotation, biological process: regulation of cyclin-dependent protein serine/threonine kinase activity. The coding region runs from base 1 to 807 and encodes 268 amino acids. Gene Ontology annotation, cellular component: nucleus; cyclin-dependent protein kinase holoenzyme complex.
AUGAGUGAAUACGACAAGGCUUUGAAAGUGUUGAUGAAGUCGCCCGUGACGGACGAGAUGAUACGGUUCUUGACCAAUUGCACGUUGAAAGUGCUUCCCACGCCCGCUCAGAACUACCCGACUCCGCCAGCAUCGCCCGGGUGCAACAGACUGCCCUCUUUGAUGAGUUUCGUCACCCGUCUCGUGAGACACACCAACGUUUACACCUCGACGCUGCUGACCACGGUGUGCUACUUAAACAGACUGAAAUGCAUUCUCCCCAGGGAUGCGUCGGGCAUCCCGUCGACGAUCCACCGCAUCUUUCUCGCGUGUCUGAUCCUGAGUGCCAAGUUCCACAACGAUUCGUCGCCCUUGAACAAGCACUGGGCCAAGUACACAGACGGCCUGUUCACCGUCAACGACGUCAACCUCAUGGAGAGACAGCUGGUCCAGCUGCUCAACUGGGACCUCCGCGUCACCAACGAUGACCUGAUCCUCGACCUCAGACCGCUGCUCGAGCCCAUCGUCGACGACAUCGAGCGCACCGCGCGACACAGACGCAAGCUACAGAGACACCCGCUCAGAAGGAACUGCGCUGGCGCAGUUCCUUACGAGCACCAGAGAAACGUGUCGAUCUGCUCAGAUCUAAGCAGCGCCACGCUGGUCGAAUCUGCCUCCAACAGCAGUCUACGUCUCGACAAGGAAAUAUGGAACCACCACGGCCUGGAACUGCCGACAAGCCUCAGUUCCGAGUCGCUGGUCGACAGAUCCAGCUGGACCCUACUCGAGAAUGAUUUCAACCAGCUACUACUGCAGCACGGUUUCUAG